This is a messenger RNA of Scophthalmus maximus (turbot), 7745 nucleotides long. RefSeq names its product ubiquitin protein ligase E3 component n-recognin 3 (gene ubr3). Gene Ontology annotation, molecular function: zinc ion binding; ubiquitin protein ligase activity. The transcript is spliced from 40 exons. Gene Ontology annotation, biological process: ubiquitin-dependent protein catabolic process via the N-end rule pathway; protein ubiquitination. Gene Ontology annotation, cellular component: cytoplasm; ubiquitin ligase complex. The coding region runs from base 292 to 5862 and encodes 1856 amino acids. The record is from RefSeq and is a predicted model, not a curated record. Lineage: Eukaryota; Metazoa; Chordata; Actinopteri; Pleuronectiformes; Scophthalmidae.
AGGCGGGUUCUAGUUGCCUAGAAACAAGGAAACAAAACAGCACAGCGAUGACUGCGUGUGCGCCGAGCAGUGUUUAACCCCCCCCACGCAGACUCCUCUGGAUCAAAUACCCACACGAGGCUCGGCGGGAUCAAAUACUUCAAAGUACAUGUACGAGUAUUCAUCGUGCGCCGAGCGUGUGGGUGGAAGUCCGCCAGCCAACGAGCGACGCAGCGAGCCGUAUCGCGAGAAGCCGCGAGAACAUGGAGGCAAGACAACAAAAAUAAAUUUGUGGACAACAAGCCAGAGUGCAUGAUGGCGGCGUCGCAGCCGCUGCGCCGGGACAAGAGCGCCACCGCCGCCCACCUGAAGGCAGACUUGGCCCGGACCGACACUUCCAGCGGGCUCCGUCAACUGCAGGAGCUGCUCGACGUCGUGCUGAAUCCCGAGAAUCCCGCGGCGGACACGGAGGCGCUCGACUGGUGCAAAUGUCUGAUCGCGGGGGGCGAAGGUUUCGAGGAGUUCUGCAAAACGGUCCGGUCCUAUGACAACGCGACCCUGUGCGGCUUGGUGUGGACCGCCAACUUCGUGGCGUACCGAUGCCGGACGUGCGGCAUCUCCCCGUGCAUGUCCCUGUGCGCCGAGUGCUUCAACAACGGCGACCACACGGGCCACGACUUCAACAUGUUCCGGAGCCAGGCCGGCGGGGCCUGCGACUGUGGAGACGGGAAUGUCAUGCGGGAGAGCGGAUUUUGCAGACGACAUCGGCUGAGAACCGGAGAAAAUGUCCCCUCAAUACCUCGAGACCUUCUCUUGAUGUCUGAGAUGGUUCUUCCUCGUUUUAUCCUGUGUAUCAUACAGUAUCUGAGGGAUGGAUACGUCGAACAAGACACUGCAGCUGAGAGAGAUCUACAGAAGGUCCUGCAGCAGCUGGAGCCUCAGAUCUCUUUCCUGGAGGAGCUCACGAAGAUGGGAGGUGCAAUGAGGACUGUACUGACGAAGAUCUUGACCAAUCAGCAAACCUUCAAGGAGUUGAGCAUGGGCCAGGAGGAGAAUUUGUACGCCAAAAAGAACUAUGACAAGUAUUUGUCAGCGUUAAAGAAUUCAGGUCUGGUGUCUGUGGAGGAGAAGGCCCAAGGUGCUACUGCUGAUGUCUCUGUUGGUGCCGAGGGAGGUGCAGGUGCAUUGGCCCUGUUGGGAACGACUGCACCAGGGAGCCCGGAUGAGUCGAGUAAAGAGGAAGACCCAGAUUCAGGGCAAUCUGUUGGCCAGAGGAAGAGGGUUAAGCUGAGUAGCAGUACCAAAGACCCACGGAUUAUUGAAUCUCUAAAGCAUAAGUGCUUUCUGGAGGAGUUGCUGUUUUGGACAAUAAAAUACGAGUUUCCUCAGAAGAUGGUCACCUUCUUACUAAACAUGUUGCCAGAUCAAGAUUACAAGAUCACUUUUACAAAAACAUUUGUUCAGCAUUAUGCAUUCAUCAUGAAAACGCUGAUGAAAAGCCAUGAGUCCGAUACCAUGUCCAACCGCAUUGUGCAUAUUAGUGUGCAGCUGUUUAGCAACGAGGAACUGGCUCGACACGUGACAGAGGAGUGUCAGCUGCUGGACAUCAUGGUCACCGUCCUCCUCUACAUGAUGGAGAGCUGCCUUAUUAAAAGUGAACUUCAAGAUGAAGAGCACAGUCGUCAUGUUGUGGUGAACUGUAGUGAGGCACUGCUGAAGAACAACACCUACUGGCCAUUAGUUAGCGAUUUUAUCAACAUCCUCUCACACCAAAGUGUAGCGAAAAAGUUCCUGGAGGACCAUUCAUUGUUGAUGCUCUGGAUGAGCUUCGUGUCAUUUUUUCAAGGUAUGAACCUGAACAAGCGGGAGUUGAAUGAACAUGUGGAAUUUGAGUCGCAGACAUACUAUGCAGCAUUUGCAGCAGAACUCGAGGCAUGUGCACAACCAAUGUGGGGUCUCUUAACGCACUGCAAAGUCAAAGAGACUCAGGAAUAUACUAAAACUGUGGUACGCUACUGUUUGGAGACCCUGCAGAUCUGGUUUGAUGCCAUUGGCUUCAUUGACGAGCCUUCUCCAAAUCAAGUGACAUUUCACCUGCCACUGCACCGCUACUAUGCUAUGUUCCUCAGUAAGGCUAUAAAGUGCCAAGGCUUGGACCUGGACAGCCUCCUGCCUGACCAAGAGAUGCUGAUGAAGAUCAUGGUGCAUCCACUCCAAAUCCAGGCAAGCCUGUCAGAGAUCCACAGCAACAUGUGGGUCAGGAAUGGGCUGCAGAUCAAGGGGCAGGCUAUGACCUACGUACAGUCCCACUUCUGCAACUCCAUGAUUGACCCAGACAUCUAUUUGCUCCAGGUUUGUGCAUCGAGGCUGGACCCAGACUACUUCAUCUCAAGUGUUUUUGAGAGGUUUAAAGUGGUUGACCUGCUAACUAUGGCGUCUCAGCAUCAGAAUGCUGUGUUAGACUCUGAGCAGGAGAGGCCAAUGCUUGAAGGAGCUCUGACCUUCCUGGUCAUACUGACGAGCCUUCGCAUACAUUUGGGGAUGACGGACGAUGAGAUCCUUCGGUCUGAGAUGGUCUCACAGCUGUGUAUGAAUGACCGUACACACAGCGCGCUGUUAGAUCUUAUUCCCGAGAACCCCAACCCAAAGAGUGGCAUUGUCCCGGGGAGCUGUAGUUUUGAAGAGAUGCUCUCUGCUGUGGCCGACUUCAAAGCACCAGUGUUUGAGCCUGGAGGCUCUAUGCAGCAGGGCAUGUACACACCGAAAGCGGAGGUGUGGGAAAAGGAGUUUGACCCCAUCAUGGUCGUUCUCAGAACAGUGUAUCGGCGUGACGUCCAGUCGGCGAUGGACAGAUACUCUGCAUUUUUGAAACAGUCUGGCGUUCACACCGGCAAUCCAUGGCCACCCUACAAGGAGAGGACUCCUCUGCACCCAUGUUACAAAGGCCUCAUCAAGCUGCUGCACUGCAAGACACUGCACAUUGUGAUAUUCACUCUGCUCUACAAGAUCUGGAUGGAUCAUCAGAACAUGUCCGAGCAUGUGCUGUGCAUGGUGCUGUACCUGAUUGAGUUGGGCUUGGACAACCAAGUUCAAGACAACAAGGAAGACGAGGAGCCUUGCAUUGAGGAGCACUGCCAUGACAGCUGGUUCCCUGGCACCAAUCUCCUCUCCAACCUUCACCAUGUCAUCAACUUCGUGAGGGUUCGGGUUCCUGAGACGGCUCCUGAAGUGAAGCGAGAGGCCCCACCCAGCACCAGCUCUGAAGCUUCUUCUUAUGGCCAGAACUCCAGACGUCUUACAGGCAAUUGGAGAGAGAACCUGCGUGAAGCUCAGGUCUUCAGCCUUGUGGCGGAGCGCAGGAGGAAGUUCCAGGAGAUCAUCAACCGCAGCAACACAGAAGCCGCCCAGGUUGUCAGGCCCAAGAGCUCCUCAACGCGCUGGGUCCCGCCGGGCACACCCCCCCAGCUGGUGACAGAAAUCCUGGAGAUCAGAGAAAGCAUGCUGUCCCUCCUCAUCAAGCUCCACCAGAAAAUGUCGUCAAGACAGAACUCUCUGUCGGCAUCCUGGCUAGAGGAUAUGGACACGAGCCGUCACGCUCAUGGAGACGGUAUUACAGCCAUUGAGCGUAUCCUCACCAAGGCAGCCACCCGCAGCUGCCAAAUCAAGCGUAGCAUUCAGGACAUUUGUGGAAAGGUGUGUCCUCCAGUGCCACCAAAAAAGAACAGUCCCACUGACAAGAAAGCCAUGGAUAAAGAAGAGAGACGUCAGAGGGCCAGAGAGAGGCAACAGAAGCUGCUUGCUGAAUUUGCCUCCAGGCAGAAGAGCUUCAUGGAAACAGCUAUGGAUGUUGAACCCCCUGACACCGAGGCAGCCAUGGAUCUAGGAGCGUCCGAAGUGAUGGAGUCUGAGGUUCUUUAUGACUGCGUCAUCUGUGGCCAGAGUGGACCUUCCACCGAGGACCGUCCCACUGGACUAGUAGUUCUUCUGCAGGCAUCCUCAGUGCUCGGGCAUCGCUGCAAAAACAAAGAGGCUAAGAAGCUACCGACAAGCGAUGAAGAGCACAUCUACCCUGCAGACACGUGUGGAGUGGCUCAUGAUGUCAGACUCACGCUAAUGCAGCGGUUCUUUAAAGAUAGUUCUUGUCUGCAGUCUGUGUCGAUUGGCUGGGACGGGGGCGUCUAUGUCCAGACCUGUGGACACACUUUGCAUAUAGAUUGCCACAAGUCAUACAUGGAGUCUUUGAGGAAUGACCAGGUGCUCCAGGGUUUCUCUGUUGACAAGGGUGAAUUCACUUGCCCACUCUGUCGACAGUUUGCCAAUAGUGUCCUUCCCUGUCGCCCCGGGCGGAGCACGGAGGCCGGUGCCUGGCACGCACCCACAAACAAGAAGAUGUGUGUGCUCGUAAAGGAGGUCGAAGAUCUUCAGGAUAAACUUGGCCUUUUCCCUACUGAGACCAACUUGAGUAAAGAGAUGGAGUUGGUUAUCAAAGACAUCAAGAACACCACUCAGAAGAAAUAUAUGGACUAUGGCAAGAACCCUGCCUCCCCCGACAACGAUUUCCUCUUCAUGUACUCAGUGGCAAGGACCAACCUGGAGUUGGAGCUUGUGCAUCGGGGAGGAAACUUGUGCUCUGGAGGAGCCAGUGCAGCUGCCAAACGCUCAUGUCUCAAUCAGCUGUUCCAUGUGCUGGCCAUGCACAUGCGUCUGUACAGCAUUGAUUCCGCCUACAACCCCUGGACGAGGCUGACUCAGAUUACACAAAACAAAGAGGCAGAUAGCUUCGAUGACGAGCGACCGGAGGUGCCGAUGCUGUUUCGAGAUGUCCCGUCCCUCCUGAUUAUCUUUGUGCUAACGAUGCCACAGCCUCUGCGAAAAGAACACUUCACCUGUGUAGUGAAGAUGCUGUACAACCUGCAGUUUAUCCAGGCUGUGGCUGCACUGUCGACCAGGCUCAGCCCAGAGGAGCGGCAGGCCUGGAGCACAUCUGGAGCACUGAAGAAGAAUGCUGCAAAUGCUGACACGUCUUUUGAAGUGCUGCUCAGUCACGCUAUCGGCGAGCUCUCCACAGACAAGGGUGUCUACGAUGUGAACGCUGAAGAAACGUCAAUGCUGAGCUCCAGUGUGUGGUCCCCGCAGUCCAUCGAGUUCAGCCUCCAGCAGUUCUGCCUGCCUUUCCUUCGCCUCUCCUGCCUCCUGCAGCAUCACCUCUACGGAGAUAACCUCACCGGCUGCUCGGAGGAGGAGGAGUUCUCGUCCUUGGCUGUGUGUUUGGGGCUCUUACCCUCGGCCCCUCAGCCCUCCAACACUGUGCACAGUGCCUCAUGCCUGGAGUGGGCGGUCAGCGCCUUCGACUCGGUGACACAGUGGUGUGCCGAGGUCAGAGGGCUCACUCACAUGCAGGCUGAGCAGUCAUUGACCUUGCUGGACCAGGAUCCCCAGUGGGCAGCCUCUCGCCUUUUGCAGCUACCCGACAACUACAAUAUCAUCUUCCAGUACUAUCACAGGAAGGCCUGCACUUCCUGCAAGAAGGUGCCAAAAGACCCCGCACUCUGCCUCGUUUGUGGCGCCUUCGUCUGUCUCAAGGGCGUGUGUUGCAAGCAGCAGGGUGUUUGUGAGUGUGUGUCGCACUCCCAGCAUUGUGGCGCAGCUACAGGCAUCUUCCUACUGAUCAAUGCCUCCGUCAUCAUCAUCAUCCGGGGACAUCGUUUCUGCCUGUGGGGUUCUGUUUACCUCGACGCCCACGGAGAGGAGGACCGCGAUUUACGCCGUGGCAAGCCUCUCUUCUUAUGUGAGGAGAGGUAUCGAGUGUUGGAGCAGCAGUGGGUUUCACACACCUUUGAUCACAUCAAUAAGCGUUGGGGGCCUCACUAUAAUGGACUCUAAGAUCCUCCAAAGUCCACCGAAGAAAGCAACCCAUGACGGAGGAGAGUUUCUUUUUUUUCUGGCUUACGUGUCUGCCUCGAUCAAAACAUUUGGGAACUUUUAACGUGAUUAAAAAAACAAACAUUCGGUGAGGGCUUUGCUGCCACAGCCUUGGUUUAUGUGAAGUUUGGUGUACAAUCAUACCUAAGGAUUAACACUUGUGUGUGUUUAAGUGAUUUAUUGUGUGGUUUUCGACAGGGAAAAAACUUAAUUUGGUAAGAUCAAAGUAAAAAAAAGAAGAAAAAAAAAAAAGCACAAAUUUGCCCAGAAUUUAAAUUGGUGUGGAGCAGGCAUUUGAAGCCUGUCAUAUUUAUUGGGGUUAAAAACUAUAUAUCAAGUGCUAAAUGUCCCUGCAAAGUUUGAUUACAUUUAUUUUUUGCAAAAAUCAUGAUGAUGUUAGUGCUUAUCCCUUUUAUUUAUCAAAAUGUGCUCUGCUGUGCUGGCAUGAGUUUCAAGCUCCUGAUGAGCGUAGCGAUGUAUUUGCAAUGUGCACUCAUUGUGUGCUGACGUGAUUCUAGGCAGGACAAGUCCACCCAUCAACACACUAUAAAGUUUCUUUUUGCAAACCAGCAAAGACUCUUUUUAUGGGUCUAGUUGCAAAAUCCAUCCUCAGGAAUUUCUUUUUUUUUGUUUUGUUGCUGUUAAAAAUACAUUUUAGAUAUUUAAAUAAAUGCUGCUGCUCAUUGUUGAAGUAAGUAAUUUUAACUUUUGUGAAGAUUUUUUUUUUUUUCUAAAGUUGGGCUUUGAGUUUACAGUAGAUGGCUGGGAACGUUGACUCAAAGUCACUUUAAUGUUUAAGGAAGUGUGCGGUCACUUUUUCUUCAUCACGCUCACUACACAUCUUGUAGUCCUGCUCUAUCUGCGCUUUUUGUGUCCGGUUGGUUCAGAAGAAGAAACUCAAAUUCCUCACAUCCAGUCUGAGAUUCACUGUCACUGCUCCACAAAAACAGUGAAGUAGUAUAUUUGAAAAAAAGUCAUUGCACAGAUUCGGUGUCCUGCUGCACUGGCAGAGCUGAACGCCACGCGAGGAUUGAAAUAUUAUAUUGGUUCUGUCAAAGUAUUCGCCCAAGAUGUGAAACUGAAAUGAAAUCCAAGUUACUUUUGACACAAAAUGUCAAUAGUCCUCAUCUUUCUGUGCUGUCGGAAAAAAAAGGUUUUCAUUCUCCUGCUUUUGAUUGUCGAGUCAAAACUGCAGCACAGAACGUUUAUUGUGACGCCUAUCCCUUACUCGUGCAUCAUCUAGUUGUGAUUUAUAGUUGCAUUCCAACAUUACAAAAUUAUCAAACUUGAGUAUCUGUUAUACACUGUGCAUGACAUCCUUUACGCCACCAUUAUUUAAGUGUCUUAGCUACUUGUUUUCUGAUUAUCAUCUUCUUUUUUUUCCGGAGGAGAGGAGAUUUAUCCAGUUGUGCCUGCAAAAUAUAACUUUUUUCCUUUUUCUUUCUGAGCGAUAAACAGCACGCUGCUGAUAUCCCAGAUGUCUGGUUUUGAAAUGCUGGGCCACGCCGUGCUGCAUCAAGGGAUUUUUAAAGGAACAAGCUUAAACACUUGAAAAAACUUCCUCUUGAAUUCAUGCAUGCUGCUUUUUUUUUCUGUUUACUGAGUUUCUCCUCCCUCCUUUAUUUUGCAGUACCCACUUUGUAAAUGACCGCAAUCAAAUAGCCAAUGAGUAACGGGGGUAAAAUUGUACCUGAAAGCUCUUGUGUGUUCUCCUGUAUGAAUGAAGAGAGAAUACAGUAUAUUACUGUAGGUGCUGACUCAAACUUUCUGAGUUUGACCAGAAAGUGUGACUUGGACAUUUAAUGCAAAAUGUAACAUAUGUGAAUAAAAUAUAAACACACUGA